Messenger RNA from Cinara cedri, 726 nucleotides. The record is from the annotation of a GenBank genome assembly. Lineage: Eukaryota; Metazoa; Arthropoda; Insecta; Hemiptera; Aphididae.
AUGGAAGAGGUGAAACGAGAAUCGGCGGAACUCGUGAAUGGUCUUACGAAAAUAAACUUCCAACACUGCUUCGCGCAAUGGAAGAAACGAAUGAAACGGUGUGUGGAGAGUAUAGGAGAGUAUAUUGAAGGAGAACAUUCGGUUGUGGAAUAUUUUUUAAAAUAAAACCAUUUUCAUAAGCAGUCUCGUUAUUUAAUAGCCAGACCUCGUAUAUUAAAAGUAGGCACUAUUAUAUUUUCUAUUGUCAAAUACCUGUCAAACGAUUUUGCUCAGGUGUCAACCUCGUUUGUAAAACCGUACAAUGUGAUACUGCAGACAAUGCACACGACACUGAAGUACUCGCUACUCAGACUACGCUUACAUGGUAGAGACAACGAGGCCAUUUACGAUAAAUUUCGCAGGAAUCUGGACAUCGAACGGCCCACGUACACCAACCUGAAACCAGCUAAUUGGAUAGAUAGUGUCAUCAAUCACAGCGCCGCAUCUGACGUCGUCGUGGAUUCACUUUUCUUGUGCACCGGUUAUAUAAACUGAGAAGGUAUCGUAGGACACCAGCUUCUCGGGCAACUAUCCGUGACCGAUAUAGCCAACUCCAAACUGGCAAAACAGAUAAUCAAGUACUUUCCGCAUCAUGGCAAGUCCAUGGUGUACUACAUCAUGUACCGUGAUAACGUGGUGUCCAAAGACGUGAUCUCGACCUUAGUCACAAGACCAAGAAAACGAUAA